CUUCACCAUCUCAAUAAUCAACAACAGUUUUAUAUUGCUUCUCCGAGAAACAUCGUUCUAAUCAUACCCUCCUUUAGUAACACCCCACCUCGCCUAUUUACAUUAUGGUCAAGGCUGCUGUUCUUGGGGCCUCCGGAGGCAUUGGUCAGCCUCUAUCCCUUUUGCUCAAGGCAUCCCCCUUUAUUGACGAGCUCGCCCUUUACGAUGUUGUCAACACCCCCGGUGUUGCCGCUGACCUCUCCCACAUUUCUUCUGUUGCUAAAAUCUCAGGUUACCUGCCCAAGGAAGAUGGCCUGAAAAACGCCUUGACUGGCACUGACAUUGUCGUUAUCCCAGCUGGAAUUCCUCGUAAGCCUGGUAUGACUCGUGAUGACCUUUUCAAGAUCAACGCUGGCAUUGUCCGUGACCUUGUCAAGGGCAUUGCCGAAUACAGCCCCAAGGCUUUCAUCUUGAUCAUUUCAAACCCCGUCAACUCCACCGUACCCAUUGCUGCCGAAAUCCUCAAAGCCGCUGGCGUCUUUGACCCGGCGCGUCUCUUUGGCGUUACAACUUUAGAUGUUGUCCGCGCAGAAACCUUCACCCAGGAGUUCUCCGGCCAGAAGGACCCAUCCGCAGUGACUGUCCCUGUUGUUGGUGGUCACUCCGGCGAAACUAUUGUCCCCCUCUUCAGCAAGGUUUCUCCUGCCUUCCAGAUUCCGGCAGACAAAUACGAUGCGCUUGUCAACCGCGUCCAGUUCGGUGGCGACGAGGUCGUCAAAGCCAAGGACGGCGCCGGCUCUGCCACCCUUUCCAUGGCUUUCGCUGGCUUCAGGUUUGCAGAGAGCGUGAUCAAAGCCUCCAAGGGCCAGUCUGGCAUUGUCGAGCCAAGCUACGUCUACCUACCAGGUGUGCCUGGUGGCGCGGAUAUUGCCAAGGCUACCGGCGUUAACUUUUUCUCGACUCCUGUCGAACUUGGACCGAAUGGUGUUCAAAAGGCCAUAAACAUUCUCGACGGUAUUACAGAUGCUGAGAAAAAGCUCCUUGAUACGGCUAUCAAGGGUCUCAAGGGCAACAUUGACAAGGGCGUCGAAUUCGCUCAGAGUCCCCCACCAAAGUAAACACGCCCUUCCCCGUCCUCAAUUCAAGGCUCCCAUUCAUCGGUCGGUCAUUUAUGCAGCUCGCAUUCCUGCUCCGACUGAGACGUACCUGUAGCGGUCCUCCGAGACUUGCUGUCCCUGAAGAAGCUUCGCUAAUCGCUGGUAUUCGAAAAAGAUAGGCUUUGAAUCAUUUAAAUGAUAUACGGCGAACGUUGAGGAGGGCCGUAAAAAUGUUUCGGUUAGUCUGCAGCUCGUAUGAUAGGAACAAAACAGCAGAAUCAAUGUCUUCCUAAACCGCAUAAGUCGUGUAGAGCUCUGCCCAGUUGUUUUAAUGGUAGUUGAAGCAGCCUCCAGUCGCUACCAGACGGUCCCCAAAGGUUUGAAGCCGGCACGCAACAUAGAUAACAGUGUUCCCUAUUUGUUGAUUGUCUUUACCUGGAAGGUGGCCCCAGGAAGUUCCGUGGUUUCCGCCUGGACAGUCGUAUGAAUGCCCAAGUUUGAUAAUGCACCACGAAUGAC
Aspergillus nidulans FGSC A4 is the source of this 1595-nucleotide messenger RNA. Its product is annotated as malate dehydrogenase mdhC. The transcript has 8 exons. Gene Ontology annotation, biological process: tricarboxylic acid cycle. Gene Ontology annotation, molecular function: catalytic activity; oxidoreductase activity; oxidoreductase activity, acting on the CH-OH group of donors, NAD or NADP as acceptor. Lineage: Eukaryota; Fungi; Ascomycota; Eurotiomycetes; Eurotiales; Aspergillaceae. Bases 105 to 1097 code for a protein of 330 amino acids. The record is from RefSeq and is a predicted model, not a curated record.